Prunus armeniaca (apricot) is the source of this 894-nucleotide messenger RNA. The record is from the annotation of a GenBank genome assembly. NCBI's taxonomy places the organism in Eukaryota, Viridiplantae, Streptophyta, Magnoliopsida, Rosales, Rosaceae.
AUGGCUGGGCCUGGACUAUGGUGGACUUGGAGGGUGCUUGGGUCUCUGCUGUUGGUGCCAGGAAUUCUGGGUUGGGGCAAAGAAGGCCACUUCGCAAUUUGCAAGAUAGCAGAGGGCUUUCUGAGUAAAGAUGCUCUGGCUGCAGUAAAAGAAUUGCUUCCAGCGUCUGCCGCGGGUGAUCUUGCUGAAGUUUGUUCCUGGCCUGAUGAGAUUCGAUACCAUUUGCGGUGGAGUAGUGCUUUACAUUAUGUUGACACACCAGAUUUUUUGUGUAACUACAAAUAUUGCAGAGACUGUCAUGACCCUGCUGGACAUAAUGAUAGAUGUGUGACCGGAGCAAUUUACAACUAUACAAUGCAACUCUUUUCAGCUUAUCAUGACUCCAUCUCAGAAUCAAAGUACAACUUAACUGAAGCACUUAUGUUCUUGGCUCAUUUUAUUGGGGAUGUCCAUCAGCCCCUACAUGUUGGCUUCACCGGAGAUGCAGGCGGGAACACAAUAAUAGUCCGAUGGUAUCGCAGGAAGACGAAUCUCCACCAUGUCUGGGAUAAUAUGAUCAUUGAAUCUGCUGUAAAGACAUUCUAUAGUAAAGAUCUUGCAAUCAUGAUAAAGGCCAUUGAAAGUAAUAUUACGGAUGGCUGGUCCAAUGAUAUAUCAGAAUGGCAGAAUUGUUUAAAUAAUCAGACUGUAUGUCCAAAUGAAUAUGCUUCUGAAAGCAUUAGGUUGGCAUGCAAAUAUGCUUACAGAAAUGCCACACCAGGAAGCACACUAACAGAUGAUUACUUCCUUUCUCGGCUACCUUUUGUGGAGAAGAGGAUAGCUCAAAGUGGGGUCCGCCUGGCUGCUACCCUCAAUCGUGUUUUCUCUUCUGAAGCAAAAAUUGCUGAAGCAUGA